Messenger RNA from Onychomys torridus (southern grasshopper mouse), 1460 nucleotides. RefSeq names its product sorting nexin 7 (gene Snx7). Gene Ontology annotation, molecular function: phosphatidylinositol binding. The transcript is spliced from 9 exons. The record is from RefSeq and is a predicted model, not a curated record. NCBI's taxonomy places the organism in Eukaryota, Metazoa, Chordata, Mammalia, Rodentia, Cricetidae. Bases 33 to 1430 code for a protein of 465 amino acids.
GGCCGGGGAGGUGCAGGGCGCCGCGGGAGCCAAUGGGAGCGCAGGGGGGAGCCGGUCUGGCUGCAGCGGCCGGCGGGGCUCGCACUGCCGGGAUGGACGGCGAGCGCCUGGCGUCGGGCUCCUCGGAGCUGGCGGUCGGUGAGAGCCCGCGGGGCGGCGCCCCGAUCCCGGGUGGCAGCGGUUCCUGCAGCCUGCUGCAGGCCGACGUGCUGGAUCUGGAUGAGGACGAGGACGACUUGGAGGUGUUCAGUAAGGAUGCUUCACUGAUGGACAUGAACUCCUUCAGCCCUAUGAUGCCAACAUCCCCUUUGUCGAUGAUAAACCAAAUCAAGUUUGAAGAUGAAUCAGAUUUAAAGGAUCUUUUCAUUACAGUGGAUGCACCUGAGAGCCAUGUUACUACAAUUGAAACUUUUAUCACUUAUAGGAUCAAAACCAAGACCUCUCGUGGGGAGUUUGAUUCCAGUGAAUUUGAAGUCAGGCGCCGUUAUCAAGAUUUCCUGUGGUUGAAGGGUAGACUGGAAGAAGCGCAUCCCACGCUCAUUAUUCCACCAUUGCCGGAAAAGUUUAUCGUGAAAGGGCUGGUGGAGCGUUUCAAUGAUGACUUCAUCGAAACCCGUAGGAAAGCAUUGCAUAAGUUUCUGAACAGGAUCGCCGAUCAUCCAACUUUAACAUUUAAUGAAGACUUCAAGGUUUUCCUCACUGCACAAGCCUGGGAACUGUCUUCUUAUAAGAAGCAAGGACCUGGCUUGCUGAGCAGGAUGGGGCAGACAGUCAGAGCUGUGGCAUCCUCCAUGAGAGGAGUGAAGAACCGGCCAGAUGAAUUCAUGGAAAUGAAUAACUUCAUUGAAACAUUUAGCCAGAAAAUUAAUUUAAUAGAUAAAAUAUCUCAGAGAAUUUACAAGGAAGAAAGGGAUUAUUUUGAUGAAAUGAAAGAAUAUGGCCCCAUUCAUAUUCUGUGGUCAGCAUCAGAAGAAGACCUGGUUGACACAUUGAAAGGCAUUGCCAGCUGCAUUGACCAGUGCUGUAAGGCCACCGAGAAGCGGAUGUCUGGCCUGUCUGAGGCCCUGCUCCCUGUUGUCCAUGAGUAUGUGCUUUACAGUGAGAUGCUAAUGGGUGUUAUGAAAAGAAGAGAUCAAAUACAAACAGAACUGGAUUCCAAAGUUGAAGCUUUGACCUACAAAAAAGCUGAUGCUGAUCAGCUUACAGAAGACAUUGGAAAACUUGAAGACAAAGUGGAAUGUGCUAACAAUGCCCUGAAGGCCGACUGGGGAAGGUGGAAACAGAACAUGCGAAAUGACCUCAAGUCAGCGUUUACAGACACAGCCGAGGAGAACAUCCGCUUCUACGAACAGUGCCUUGCUACGUGGGAAUCAUUCCUUGCAUCACAGACUGACCUUCCCUUGGAAGAAGACUCUGAAGAUAAAAUUUAAUCCUAUCAAAGACUCCUGUUUGAUCUUUGA